Molecule: messenger RNA, 3349 nt
Organism: Heterocephalus glaber (naked mole-rat)
Lineage: Eukaryota; Metazoa; Chordata; Mammalia; Rodentia; Bathyergidae
Gene: Grm2
Product: glutamate metabotropic receptor 2
Biological process (GO): G protein-coupled receptor signaling pathway
Cellular component (GO): membrane
Molecular function (GO): G protein-coupled receptor activity
Source: RefSeq, a predicted model, not a curated record
CGGGCGGCAGGCGCAGAGCCGGCGAGCGAGCCAGCGAGCGGGAUCCGGAGUCUUGCGCCCCUGCUCCACUCCGAUUCUCUCCGUGCCAGAGCUGGGCGCGCCAGGAGCUGGGUCCCUUCUCAUCUCUCUUCCUGUCUGUCCUUUCCUGGCCCCUGUCCCUCCUCUCUUUGCCUUCACUGCUUCUACUCUCAUUCCCUGGAGACCCAGGUCUGCUGGACCCAUUCAUCCCCUUUGGGGCCAUGGGAUUGCUGCUUGGGCUCCUGGCACUGCUGCUGCUGUGGGGUGCUGUGGCUGAGGGCCCAGCCAAGAAGGUGCUGACCCUGGAGGGUGACCUGGUGCUGGGUGGGCUGUUCCCAGUGCACCAGAAGGGUGGCCCAGCAGAGGAGUGUGGUCCUGUCAAUGAGCAUCGUGGCAUCCAGCGCCUGGAAGCCAUGCUUUUUGCACUGGAUCGGAUCAACCAAGACCCCCACCUGCUGCCCGGCGUGCAUCUAGGUGCACAUAUCCUUGAUAGCUGCUCCAAGGACACACAUGCCCUGGAGCAGGCACUGGACUUUGUGCGUGCCUCACUGAGUCGUGGUGCCGAUGGCUCACGCCACAUCUGUCCUGAUGGCUCUUAUGCUACCCAUGGUGAUGCUCCCACUGCUAUCACUGGCGUCAUUGGCGGCUCCUACAGUGAUGUCUCCAUCCAGGUGGCCAACCUCCUGCGGCUAUUUCAGAUCCCACAGAUCAGCUAUGCCUCCACCAGUGCCAAGCUGAGUGACAAGUCCCGCUAUGACUACUUUGCCCGCACAGUGCCCCCUGACUUCUUCCAAGCCAAGGCCAUGGCUGAGAUCCUCCGCUUCUUCAACUGGACCUAUGUGUCCACUGUGGCUUCUGAGGGUGACUAUGGUGAGACAGGCAUUGAGGCCUUUGAGAUAGAGGCCCGUGCCCGAAACAUCUGCGUGGCGACCUCAGAGAAGGUGGGCCGUGCCAUGAGUCGUUCUGCCUUUGAGGGGGUGGUUCGAGCCCUACUGCAGAAACCCAGUGCUCGUGUUGCUGUCUUGUUUACCCGUUCUGAGGAUGCCCGUGAGCUGCUCGCUGCAACACAGCGCCUCAACGCCAGCUUCACCUGGGUGGCCAGUGAUGGCUGGGGGGCCCUGGAAAGUGUUGUGGAAGGCAGUGAGGGGGCAGCUGAGGGUGCCAUUACCAUUGAGCUGGCCUCCUACCCCAUCAGUGACUUUGCCUCUUACUUCCGGAGCCUGGACCCCUGGAACAACAGUCGGAACCCCUGGUUCCGUGAGUUCUGGGAGCAGAGAUUCCGCUGUAGCUUCCGGCAGCGAGACUGUGCCACCCAUUCCCUGAAGGCUGUGCCCUUUGAACAGGAGUCUAAGAUCAUGUUUGUGGUCAAUGCAGUAUAUGCCAUGGCCCAUGCACUGCACAACAUGCACCGCACCCUCUGCCCUAACACCACCCACCUCUGUGAUGCCAUGCGACCUGUCAACGGGCGCCGCCUCUACAAGGACUUCGUGCUCAAUGUCAAGUUUGAUGCCCCCUUCCGCCCCACUGACACUGACAACGAGGUGCGCUUCGACCGCUUUGGUGAUGGCAUUGGCCGCUACAAUAUCUUCACCUACCUGCGGGCAGGCAGUGGGCGCUACCGCUACCAGAAGGUGGGCUACUGGGCAGAAGGCCUGAGCCUUGAUACCAGCCUCAUCCCCUGGGCUGCCCCCUUGGCUGGCCCCCUACCUGCUUCUCGCUGUAGUGAGCCCUGCCUCCAGAACGAGGUGAAGAGUGUGCAGCCGGGUGAGGUGUGCUGCUGGCUCUGCAUCCCCUGCCAGCCCUACGAGUACCGGCUGGACGAGUUCACCUGUGCAGACUGUGGGCUCGGCUACUGGCCCAAUGCCAGCCUGACUGGCUGCUUCGAGCUGCCCCAGGAGUACAUCCACUGGGGUGAUGCCUGGGCUGUAGGACCUGUCACCAUUGCCUGCCUGGGUGCUCUGGCCACCCUCUUUGUGCUGGGCGUCUUUGUGCGGCACAAUGCCACGCCUGUGGUUAAGGCCUCUGGUCGGGAGCUCUGCUACAUCCUGCUGGGUGGUGUCUUCCUCUGCUACUGCAUGACCUUCAUCUUCAUUGCUAAGCCCUCCACGGCAGUGUGCACCUUACGGCGCCUUGGUUUGGGCACUGCCUUCUCUGUCUGCUAUUCAGCCUUGCUCACCAAAACCAACCGCAUUGCACGUAUCUUUGGCGGGGCCCGGGAGGGUGCCCAGCGGCCGCGCUUCAUCAGCCCCGCCUCGCAGGUGGCCAUCUGCUUGGCACUUAUCUCGGGGCAGCUGCUCAUCGUGGCUGCCUGGCUGGUGGUAGAGGCACCAGGGAUAGGCAAGGAGACAGCACCUGAAAGGCGGGAGGUGGUGACAUUGCGCUGUAACCACCGAGAUGCGAGCAUGCUUGGUUCACUGGCCUACAAUGUGCUCCUCAUUGCGCUGUGCACGCUCUAUGCCUUCAAGACCCGCAAGUGCCCCGAGAACUUCAACGAGGCCAAGUUCAUUGGCUUCACCAUGUAUACCACCUGCAUCAUCUGGUUGGCAUUCCUGCCCAUCUUCUAUGUCACCUCCAGUGACUAUCGGGUUCAGACCACCACCAUGUGCGUGUCAGUCAGCCUCAGUGGCUCUGUGGUGCUGGGCUGCCUCUUCGCACCCAAGCUACAUAUCAUCCUCUUCCAGCCACAGAAGAAUGUGGUGAGCCACCGGGCACCCACCAGCCGCUUUGGCAGUGCCACCACGAGGGCCAGCUCCAGCGUUGGCCAAGGAUCUGGUUCCCAGUUUGUCCCCACUGUCUGCAAUGGCCGAGAAGUGGUGGACUCAACAACGUCAUCACUUUGAAGAUACUGUAAUCUUGCCCUGAUGUGGCUGCUUCCUGGAACCCAGUGCAGACCCAAGUCCAUAGCCAGGAGGAAGUCGGCUGGAGCACUGCAAUAACACCACCCCAUGCCUGCCCUCAAGGUCAUACCCACCUACUCACCUACCCCUUCCAAGUCAGAAGUCAGGGUCCUUAGCUGGAGAGCCUCUCUCAUCACCACCAACUGCCCUUCAGCUGUGUCCCCUGCUUGUCAGGCCCAGGGGUCAGAGAGGAGAGAGCCAGGGUCCACUCUGCCCUGGAAAGGGGUGGUUGAAGACUAUGGGCCCCAAACCCCCAGUCAGCAAAGGUGCUUCCAGCCCAGCCCCUCCCCCCUCCUAGGGCCUUUUAAAUUUUUUAUAUAAGUUACUCUGGGAUGGGAAGGGUGGUUAUUGUGGGGGCCAUUCCUCCCUCUGCACAGUAGUUCGUCUUGUGGUUUAUUUUGUAUUAUCUGUAAAUAAAGUGUCUUUAUUUUAAA